Daucus carota subsp. sativus is the source of this 3306-nucleotide messenger RNA. RefSeq lists its product as uncharacterized. The record is from RefSeq and is a predicted model, not a curated record. Bases 1 to 3306 code for a protein of 1101 amino acids. Gene Ontology annotation, molecular function: DNA helicase activity. The transcript is spliced from 10 exons. NCBI's taxonomy places the organism in Eukaryota, Viridiplantae, Streptophyta, Magnoliopsida, Apiales, Apiaceae. Gene Ontology annotation, biological process: DNA repair; telomere maintenance.
AUGGUGCAACGCAAUACAUCACAUACCAGAGAUGACAGAGUUAAAGGGAAAGGGAAAAAUGCAGAAAUGGGGAGCAAUAAUGGAAGCGAGCAAGGGAAAGGCAAAUCUGUUAAUUGGGAGGAUGCAACUCAAAAAGAGUGUAGUCGAAACCUGUUUGAGGAGGAAUUUAGUACUAAUCCUAGCAGUAACAGUGUCUUAUAUGAUGAGGACUUGGAAGAGACUAGAUAUGAAGCACAAAUUUUAUCGGAUGAUUCCGAGACUGACCUGGAAAGUUCACACGAAGUUGAUUACGGAGAUGAGUUGUUUGAUGAUGAGAGUGAAGUAGGAAAUGAUACAGAGAAUAACAAUCCGAAUGAAACCAAAUCCCAGAAGCGGUGUACUCGUGGUUCCAAAUACCUUAUACCUGAGGAAUAUGCUACCCUUGGUGGCCCUUCAAAAGUAUGCAGCUCAUGCAAUGCUAUGAUGUGGCAUGAGGAGCGUGUGAACAAGAACGUGACAAAAGGUAAACCACUGUUCUCCAUAUGUUGCAGAAAAGGAGAAGUGAAAUUACCAGAUCCAUUGCCGACUCCAAGCUAUCUGAAUAAUCUUUAUAAAGAUUUAACUAGAGGCCCAGAUUUCCAAAGAAGCAUCAGGAUCUACAAUGCUAUGUUUGCCUUCACUUCUGCUGGUGGGAAUCUCUACAUAUAUGACACAACAAAUGAGGUUAAUAAUCGUCUGCGUUGGGUGAAUGUUUCUGAUCAACAGCCUGUGGAUGCGGAGAUUGUUGAAGGAUUGAUUAGGAUGCUUGAUGAUACUAAUGAAUUGGUGAAAAAGUUCCGAAGUGCACGUGAUCGUUGGGAGAAUAACGAUAUUUGCGAUUUGAAAGUUGAACUUAAAGUAUGUCAUGCUGAGAAUGGCAGGGAGAACCAUAUAUUUGCUUCCGACGAAGUUGCUGGCAUUAUGGUUGGUUCUAGCUCAAACACUACUCCAGAUCGUGAUAUAAUCAUUGAGCCGAAGUUUGGAAAGCUACAACGGGUAUCCUACAUUCAUCCUAAACUGAUGGCACUACAAUAUCCUCUUCUUUUCCCAAAUGGUGAAGACGGAUACCAUGACAAGAUUCCAUUUCAGAGUGCUGAUUUGUCUAAUCUUAAAGAGCGAGAUUAUAUAUCAAUGAAAGAUUAUUACGCUUACCGGUUCCACGUCAGGCCUAAUCAGUCUUUGACAGACCGUUUAGGAGGGAGGUUAUUCCAGCAGUAUGUUGUUGAUGCCUUUUCUUCCAUUGAACAAACACGUUUAUGGUGGUUUCGGAAGCAUCAAACAAUUCUGCGCAAUGAACUAUACAGUCAUAUUUGUGAUUCUGUUCGCAAAGGAGAUUUGGCUUCAUCUAAUGUCGGCAAAGGUGUCAUCUUACCAUCUGGAUUUGUUGGAUCAAAACGAUACAUGCAACAAAACUUUCAGGACGCGCUAGCUGUCUGCCGCCAUGUCGGUCACCCUGAUAUCUUCCUGACAAUGACAACUAAUCCAUUGUGGGAUGAAAUUCAAAAGAUGAUGCAGUUCCUUCCGGGCUGUAAGUCUGAAAAUUCACCGGAUAUCAUAUCUCGAGUGUUUCGCUUAAAACUAGACCAGCUCACCACAGAUAUAAAGAAGAAAGCAUAUUUUGGUGUUUGUGUUGGAGAGUUUCAGAAACGAGGUCUUCCCCAUGUGCAUAUGCUAAUUUGGCUCGACAGUAAAUCCAAGAUUUAUCUGAAAAACAAUGUUGACAAAUUCGUGUCUGCGGAGAUACCUGAUCCUGUUAAAGAUCCUGUUGGAUAUGCUGCAGUGAAAGCUUUUAUGAUUCAUGGGCCAUGCGGACUGCAAAACACUAAAUCUCCCUGCAUGAAAGGUCUGAAAUGUAUCAGGCAUUUCCCUAAGAAGUACGCUGCCAGGACGACAUUUGAUGAAAGUGGGUUUCCUAUUUACCGGAGGCGAAGACAGAACAUAACUGUUAAAGUUCGUAAUGCAGAGUUGGAUAACCAAUGGGUCGUCCCUUACAAUCGAGAUUUGUUGGUCAAGUAUCAAUGCCACAUGAACAUUGAGAUUUGCUGCCAUGCUCGGAGUCUGAAAUACCUCUUUAAGUAUUGCCUAAAGGGCCACGAUACUGCAACUGUACAUGUCACUGGAAGGAAGAAGAGAAGCUCAGUCCAGAAUCCCGGUGAAAGCCUAGAUGAAAUUGAUGCAUACUUUGAUGGUCGCUACAUCUGUGGUGCAGAGUCGGCUUACCGGAUUUUUGGUUUUCCUAUACACCAUCGCACAAUAUCUGUUGAGCGACUGCCAUUCCAUUUACCAGGUCAAAAAAACUGCACAUUCCAUUCUAGCCAGCCAUUAGACAAGGUUGUUGAUCGUGAGAAGAAUAGGCUCGGCAAGUUGGAAGCAUUUUUCGAGUUAUGCACUGUUAAUGUGGCUGCUCAGCAAUAUACGUAUCAAGAAAUACCCGAGCAUUUCGUUUGGGAUGAUGGCCAGAGGAAAUGGAAUCCAAGGAAGAGAGGAUUUCAAAUUGGGCGACUUUCCUACACACAUCAUAGCAGUGGUGAAGUGUGGUUUAUGCGGCUUUUGCUCACCAAAGUACGUGGUCCAACUUCUUUCAAAAGUCUUAGGACUGUCAAUGGAAAAGAGUAUGAUUCUUUUCGUGAUGCUUGCAAAGAGUAUGGAUUGCUUGAUGAUGACAGGGAAUGGCAUGAGGUGUUAAAUCAAUGUUCGUCUGGUGGCUUACCUCCUCAAAUCAGGCAGCUUUUUGUUCACAUUAUUGUCAACUGCAAGGUCACUGAUUUAUCUGAAUUGUGGAGUAUGCACUGGAAGCAAAUGGUCGAUGAUAUCGUUUUAAAAAGGAGGCGUUUAAAUAAUGAUGAUAGUUUGAUGCUGGAUGACAAGCAGCUGCAAUUUUAUACCCUUGCAGAGAUUGAUGAUUUGCUCCGUUCCAUAGGCAAGUCAUUAAAAAAUUUUCCUCAACUGCCCCAACCACCAGAGAACUAUCUCAACCAUGGAACUAAUAAUCUGAUUCUAGAAGAAACCAACUACAAUAUUACUGAAAUGGAAAGAGAGAACCAGAAAUUGCUGUCUACCAUGAAUGAGGAACAAUUAAACGUGUACAAUGCAAUUUUAGAUUCUGUGGGGAAGAAUGAAGGUGGUCUGUAUUUUGUUCAUGGCAGCGGCGGUUGUGGCAAGACCUUCCUUUGGAGAACUUUGAUUUCCAAGUUAAGGUCACAAGGUGACAUUGUUCUUCCAGUUGCUUCUUCGGGGAUUGCUGCCACACUUAUGCCAGGAGGUCGAACUGCGCAUUCGAGGAAAUAA